GACGUAGCGUGCACACAAGGUCGUCCUAGCAGCUGAAGAUGAUGUCGCUAGCUGCCCGGUCUGGGGCAUUUUCCCCUUACAUGCAGGCUACAGCUUUCACUGUGGCAGGGCCCCUGAAGGCUCUGAUACCUGGGGUUGUAGUCAAAGGAGAGAAAAUGCUGAUUAACCCGAAGAAACCGUUCCUGUGCCGCGAAUCUCUCAACGGUCAAAGCCCAAAGACGGGGCCUGCUGUAACAGUUAGCAUCAACGGCCCUGCUGGGCUCAGAUUUGCCCACACAGACAUCAGGGUACCAGACUUCUCUGACUACCGGCGUCCAGAGGUGCUCGACCCCAACAAGCCAUCCCAGGAUAGCAGUGAAUCCAGGAGAACCUUCUCCUACCUGAUGACCGGGGCCACGGCUGUGGUGAGCGUGUACGCCGCCAAGACGGUGGUCACACAGUUCGUUUCCUCCAUGAGCGCCUCCGCUGAUGUCUUGGCUUUGUCCAAGAUAGAAAUCAAGCUGGGUGACAUCCCAGAAGGCAAGAACAUGACCUUCAAGUGGCGAGGUAAACCACUGUUUGUACGUCAUCGCACCGAAAAGGAGAUUGCCACAGAGGCCGCCGUCAACCUGGCAGAGCUCCGAGACCCCGAGCACGACAAGGACCGGGCCGUCAAGCCCAGCUGGAUCAUCGUCCUCGGAGUGUGUACGCAUCUGGGCUGUGUGCCCAUCGCUAACGCCGGCGACUUCGGAGGCUACUACUGUCCCUGUCACGGCUCGCACUACGAUGCCUCGGGCCGCAUCAGGAAAGGCCCCGCCCCCCUCAACCUGGAGGUCCCCUACUAUGAGUUUCCAGACGAUGACACAGUGAUAGUGGGGUAAACGGCGUUCACCAGACAGAGAUGGCUAUAAACAUCCACGUGUACGUAUAAAUUUAAGCUUCACCUGGUCUGCCAGCGUUGCUCUCUACUUCCUGUCAGUCACAUGACAACAGCAGCUGCCAUCUGGUUUACCCGACUUUUACAGUUAACAUUUGAAUAGCACCGCCAUCCUCUGUUCUUGUCUCGUUGAUAUGAUGUGAAUAUGAAACAAAAACACCUGCUUAUCUUAACUUAUCAUCCAUCUGAUUAUCAAAGAUCAAAUGUCGUGUUCAGGAGUGUGUCAAUAAAGAUUUCUAUUUUAUUUGAAA
Messenger RNA from Melanotaenia boesemani (Boeseman's rainbowfish), 1167 nucleotides. It is a transcript of the gene uqcrfs1, whose product is annotated as cytochrome b-c1 complex subunit Rieske, mitochondrial. NCBI's taxonomy places the organism in Eukaryota, Metazoa, Chordata, Actinopteri, Atheriniformes, Melanotaeniidae. The transcript has 2 exons. Gene Ontology annotation, biological process: mitochondrial electron transport, ubiquinol to cytochrome c. The record is from RefSeq and is a predicted model, not a curated record. Gene Ontology annotation, cellular component: membrane. Gene Ontology annotation, molecular function: 2 iron, 2 sulfur cluster binding; quinol-cytochrome-c reductase activity. The coding region runs from base 39 to 860 and encodes 273 amino acids.